AGGCUCGAGAAGGUGACCCUGCUGGGGAGCGGCAACUUCGGCAACGUGUUCCUGGCCAGGAACCCCUCCACCAGGCAGCUCUACGCCCUGAAGCGGCUGUCCAAGGGCUACGUGCAGAGCAGCGGGACGGCCCAGCAGGUGUGCUGGGAGCGGGACCUGAUGACAAUGCUGGACAGCCCCUUCGUUGUGAAGCUCGUCUCGACCUACAAGGACGCGCAGUUCGUCUACCUUCUGAUGGAGGCAGGGGGCUACAUGGCGAGCGAGGGCGGGGACGCCAGCGGGCGCCGAAGGAGAGUGGUCCGAGCCGCGAGCGGCCAGUCUGACGCCGGCCGAAGCGUGGAGUUUCUCGUGGGAAAGUGCAAGGCCGUGCUGUGGGCGCGUCUCGUUCUGGACGCCCUCGUGGCCAAGCCCGAGACCCCCGACCCAUCUGGCCAGUACGAAGACGUGAGCAGGGCGUCACUUCAGGGUGCAGUACGGAACAUGGCUCGACGCGCCGAGCAGGUGGCGAGGAACCACACGUACGAAACGCCAUUCGGCGGCGAGAACCCGUAUUUCACCGAGCCCACUUUCUCCGAGAUGAACGAUAUUCCCGUCGGUGCGGCCCCCCUCAUAAUGGAGAUGAGCAGCGUGAUGGACGACAUCCCGCCCGAAUCCUCGCCGAAGGAAGAGGAAGCCCUGUCCGAAACGGCCUCGAUCGAGGAGAUGAAAGAGACGGAGUCGGACCCACCGAGUCAGUCAACGAUCACUGCUGAGAGGAUGUGCGAGGCCGACAAGGCGUGGGCGGCCUUGCUCCAGGACGCGGACCAGCGCGACUGGAUUGCCAUGUGUCUCAAGAUCCAGCAGUUCCCUGAGUUCGCCCCGCGCGUACUCGUGCUCAAGCCGUACGUGCUCCAGGGUACCCAAAUAGUUAUGAACACGCCCUUAGAGAAGGACACUCAUCUGCGCGAGCAGCUCUGCCAGCUCGAGGGCCACUCCCGUGCGCUGCAGGCGCGGGCUGUUGCUCUCGUUGAUGACCCCUCGGUCAGGAAGGAAGCGGGACAACUGCUACGGGAUGCCGAAUCCAUGGUCGAGGAGACCCGCCGCACAGUCCACGAGGCGAAGAAAAAACUCACGAUCGCCCGCCUCCGCCACCAGAUGGUUGAGGACACGUUCGACGCCAUCGUGGCAGCCGACCUGGAGGGCCUCAGGGUCUUGGUGAAGAGGCUGGCGCAGCUCUAAAC
Prorocentrum cordatum is the source of this 1220-nucleotide messenger RNA. Lineage: Eukaryota; Dinophyceae; Prorocentrales; Prorocentraceae. The record is from the annotation of a GenBank genome assembly.